AUGACGGCCGAGCAGACGCGCGAGUUCGCGCUGGGACUGGCGACGUGCGGGUUCCCGUUCCUGUUGGUGAAGCGACCCGACAUCGUGGACGGCGACGACGUGGCGGCCCUCCCGGAGGCGUUCCGCGACGAGCUGGAGCGUGGCGGGGGCCUCAUCGUGCCGUGGUGCCCGCAGCCGGCGGUGCUGAAGCACGCGGCGGCGGGCCUGUUCGUGACGCACUGUGGGUGGAACUCGCUUCUGGAGUCGGUGGUGGCGGGCCUGCCGGUUCUCGCCUGGCCGGUCUUCGCCGAGCAAACGACCAACUGCAGGCAGGUGCUUGAGUGCUGGCGGAACGGCAUGGACCUUCCCGAGGAGGUGGAGAGCGGCGCCGUGUCGAGGCUGGUGAAGGAGAUGAUGGCCGGGGAGCUGGGGAAGGAGAAACGGGCCAAAGCGGCGGAGUGGAGAGCUGCGGCAGAGGCGGCCGCCAUGGACGGCGGGUCGUCGUUGCGCAGCGUCGACCGACUGGUGAACGACGUGCUGCUGCUCGGGAACAAGUGA
Triticum turgidum subsp. durum (durum wheat) is the source of this 537-nucleotide messenger RNA. The record is from the annotation of a GenBank genome assembly. NCBI's taxonomy places the organism in Eukaryota, Viridiplantae, Streptophyta, Magnoliopsida, Poales, Poaceae.